UUCCAAUUAAUUACAACACAUUUACCACAUACAUAUGUCUAUAUCACAUUCUUCCGACUCUGACGACAGUAUCCGAGAAAAUGUGGCGACAGUCAAAAGAUAUUUACAUUCCACCAUCGGAAAAGGACAGGUAGCGGACGUGCUUUUAUGGAGGAACACGAGACUAUCAGCAUCACUUUUAUUAGGGUUUACUGCGAUGUGGUUUCUCUUCGAGGUUUAUGAGUAUAAUCUCAUCUCUCUUCUGUGUCACAUCGCUAUUCUUGCGAUGUUGAUCUUAUACAUCACCUACACCAUAGCAAAAUUCACUCAAUGGGAUCUUCCUGAUUUCGAAGAGCUGACCAUACAAGAAUCGGCAUUUAAAUGGUUGUACAAGAAAACAAAUAGUCUGUUACUCAAAUUCUAUUAUACAUCAAGCGGGGAAGAUCUCACUCAGUUUUUCUUGACGAUGACAUCAUUAUGGAUGAUAUCAGUUAUUGGAAGUUAUUUCAGUUCUUUAAAUCUUAUUUACCUCUGCCUUAUUUGCAUUGGAACCUUGCCGGCUCUUUACGAACGAUAUGAGCACGAAGUUGAUUAUCUUGCAAGCAAAGGAAUUAGAGACAUGAAAAAUACGUUGAAGCAAUUCGAAUUUAACGUACUUAGUAAGAUCCCAAGAGAACAAGUGAACGGAAAUAAAUGGAAAUAAACUUGCAUCGUUUAUCAUCCGCAACGAGAUGUAGAAUAUAAAUUCAUGACGUUAUAGAUGCAGUUGAUGUUAAUACUAACACAUGUAAAUCAAAUCGUUUUCAUAUUGGAUGUUUUCAUAAGUUACG
Messenger RNA from Cynara cardunculus var. scolymus (artichoke), 809 nucleotides. RefSeq names its product reticulon-like protein B9. The record is from RefSeq and is a predicted model, not a curated record. Bases 35 to 682 code for a protein of 215 amino acids. NCBI's taxonomy places the organism in Eukaryota, Viridiplantae, Streptophyta, Magnoliopsida, Asterales, Asteraceae. The transcript has 5 exons.